AAAGGACAUUUUUAGCAACUUGGGGUUGAAGAGAAAGUGGAGAAAAAAAGGAAAGAGCCAAAGCCAGUAGUGUGGACUUGAAGAGAGACAGAUAGACGGUCUCGUAGAGAGAGAAAAAGAUUUUAUUAGUGCUGUGAUUACUGUUACUUGGGGAAGAGACUAGAUGGAAAACAAACUAAGCGCCCGGUAAGCGGUAAAACAAUCAGUACCCACCGGAAAACCACUCUCCAAAUUGUCUUUCAGGUGGUUUUAGGAGCGGCGAGGAUUUUUCGAAGCUCGCCAUGGGAGAAACCGGGAUUGUCCGGUUUCCGGGAAACCUAGACCCUAGGGCGCAAGAGUUCAGGCCUAGAAACCCUAACAACCAGGCCCAACUGGCCCUCUUCAGGCCACUGCAGCAGGCGGUGCCCCAGGUGUACUACCCGUACGCAGCGAGCGAGGUGCAAGUGCAAGUGCAGCUGGUGCCGUUUUGCGAGGCUGCCGUUGGAUACGGGUGCCAGGUGGCAGCAGCACCCCCGGCGUACGUUAGCGCCCCGGGGGUGAGGGUUCAGGCGGCGGUUCCGGCUCCGUCUUCAGCGGCGACGCGAACGCUGGUGCUGAGUUCGGUGCCGUGUGACGUCAGCGAGGGGACGGUGAGGCGGGAGCUGGAGGGGUUUGGGGAGGUCAGGGGGGUCCAGAUGGAGCGAAUCCGGGAGGGGAUUGUGAUCGUCCAUUUCUACGAUUUGAGGCAUGCAGAGGAGGCCCUCAGUGCCAUUCGUGACCAGCACAUGCAACAACAGACCAGGCUCAGGAACCACUACUACACUAGCUGUUCAACCACAGCUUUGUCCCCACUGCCCCCGCCGGCGCGUGGGCUUAUUGCUGGCCGGACCGUCUGGGCCCAGUUCAGCAUCCCGUCGCCCACCUACGCCGUUUGGGAGGGACACAACCAGGGCACCAUCGUCAUCUUCAAUUUGGACUCCCAAGUCUCCAAAGCCGCUCUAAAAGAAAUCUUCGAAACUUUCGGCCCGGUGAAAGAAUUGAGAGAGACACCAUUGAAGAAGCACCAGAGGUUCGUGGAGUUCUACGAUGUGAGAGACGCGGCCAAGGCUCUCGGAGAAAUGAACGGCAAAGAAAUUCACGGCAAGCCGGUCGUUAUAGAGUUCAGUCGACCCGGUGGUCAUAGCAGGAAGUUCUUCAACGCGCCAAGCCCAGCGUUCUCGGCAAACUUCCAUCACACGAAAUCUCCGAGAUACCCUCCAGUCCUAUCGCCGCCAACUCCUCCUCCGCCGCCGCCGCCUCCUUUACACCGGAAAUUAUCGGGACGGCUCGGUCCAAACGUGUCUCGUUCACAUCUCUCUCAAACACAGUUUUCCAUAAAGAAAUCGAGUUUCAGUAAGGGAAGCCCCAAGAGCGCAAAUCUUGAAGCCGAAGUGGCUUCGAUGAGUCUGGGUGGCGACGUUGCGAAUGGAAUUGAAGAGAAGGAAACGAAUGGGCCUCCGAAGAGGAACGCAAAGAAGUGCCCAAGCAAUAACUCCGCAGUGGCUGGAAAGCAGCCUAAGAGUAGUAGGCCGUGGAAAGGUAGACAAGCAAAGAAGUUCGAUAGCCGUUUUCUAAUAAACGAGGAUGCCAUAUUGGAACCCAAUUGCAGAGAUUCCAGAACCACUGUCAUGAUCAAGAACAUACCAAACAAGUACAGUCAGAAGCUGCUCUUGAACAUGCUGGACAACCACUGUAUCCACUGCAACGAGCAGAUUGCCGACGGCGAUGUCCAGCCUUUGUCCUCCUACGAUUUUGUCUAUCUGCCCAUUGAUUUCAACAACAAGUGCAAUGUGGGAUAUGGAUUCGUGAACAUGACGUCCCCGCAGGCAACCUGGAGGCUUUACAAGGCCUUUCACCUUCAACAUUGGGAGGUCUUCAACUCCAGAAAAAUUUGUGAAGUUACAUAUGCAAGAGUUCAGGGAUUGGAAGCGUUGAAGGAGCAUUUCAAGAACUCGAAGUUCCCGUGCGAGAUGGACCACUACCUACCAGUGGUGUUUUCACCACCUCGAGACGGGAGGCAACUGACGGAGCCUCUCCCCAUAGUUGGCCAGAACAAGCAGCCCAUCUCCAUUGGUCUCUCUAGUCCAAAAGCUGAUGAGAUGGACGGUCACGAUACGCUAGGAGAUGACGGCAAAAAUGUCCAAGACUGUGACGACGCUGACCAAUACCAAUGCGACGUACUGAUGAUACACAUGGCUGCCAGUAGCAACAGCAACAGCGACCCAAACGUCGGCGUUGCCGUCAACAGUGAUGAUGAUUAUGGAGAUGAUCAAGACAGAGAAAAAUAAAUUCACAUAUCAUGUCUCAUUUAUUUUUGCUGCACGGAACUGGCUGCACCCCCACCCCACCCCCAAUAGGUGGUCGUUGAGCACCGAGCCAUCCUUAGAUAGGCCACCCAUCAGCCUGCCUUUGUGUCAUUCUCAGGUUGUGACCUGACUACCAUCACUUCCAUUUACUCUCUCUCUCUCUCUCCCUCUCUCUCUGCAAGGAGAUGCUAGUGUUUUUUGUUUUUUUUAAUAGCUUUGGUACCAAAAUUGUAAUUCAGAAAAAGAAAAAAAAAAAAGAAUGUAGCUUUUGUUACAUGGAAUUUAGAUUA
Alnus glutinosa is the source of this 2614-nucleotide messenger RNA. RefSeq names its product protein terminal ear1. Bases 282 to 2306 code for a protein of 674 amino acids. Gene Ontology annotation, molecular function: RNA binding. The record is from RefSeq and is a predicted model, not a curated record. Lineage: Eukaryota; Viridiplantae; Streptophyta; Magnoliopsida; Fagales; Betulaceae. The transcript has 5 exons.